Messenger RNA from Prunus mume (Japanese apricot), 2114 nucleotides. RefSeq names its product WRKY DNA-binding protein 14 (gene WRKY14). Lineage: Eukaryota; Viridiplantae; Streptophyta; Magnoliopsida; Rosales; Rosaceae. Gene Ontology annotation, molecular function: transcription cis-regulatory region binding; DNA-binding transcription factor activity. The record is from RefSeq and is a predicted model, not a curated record. Gene Ontology annotation, cellular component: nucleus. Gene Ontology annotation, biological process: regulation of DNA-templated transcription.
UCUUCAAAGCCAUUCUCUCCAUCAUCACACCUUUGUUUUUGAGAAGAAGAACAUAUAAAACAAUCCAACAUCAGCCUUCAAAACCCAUUUCUUUUGCUCUCCUGCUUCCUAAAAAGCUUCCUAAAAAUCAAACCCCAUCUUCCCAAAAAUACAAACACUUGUACUAAAUAUAUUAGUCCAUUCAUAUCACUCUGCUUAAAUCAACCCAAAAAAACCCCAAAUCCAAAACCCAAGAAUUGCAUGCCUUUGACGUCUCUUUGGGGUCCAAAGAACUCAACAAGAUAUACACUUGAUGUUGCAGCUUGUGCCAUAAAAGCAUGUGCAGCUUGUUCAUGCCAAUUACUAGGAUGGAGAAUUACCAAGGUGAUUUAACUGAUAUUCUUAGAGCUAGCAGUGCUGCUACUUCCGCCGCAGGAGCUUACCAUUCUGAUCAUCUUCUUCAUCAUCAUCAUCAAGAACCUGAAGCCGCCGCCGACAGCUGGCACUUCCCAUCUGACCAUCCUCCUCCCAUGAAAUUUUCCUCAGCGUCCUCAGUCAUGGAGGAGGAGGAAGAAGAAGAUUCCAAGGACAAUUUUGGCGAUCCCUUUUCAUCCUACAUGCGCGAUCCACUUCUUCAUGAACUGGACAUAUCGUCCAGCUCCAGCUUUUUCAGCAGCCCCAAUUCCUCAUCAGAUAUGAAUAUUAACAUCACUUCUGUGGAUGAAGCUGGCGGUACAAGUAGCACUUUUGGCGGUGCACAUAUAGUUCUUGCUCCUCCUCCUCCUCCACCUCAUCACCACCAUCUUCAUCAUCAUCAACAAGGUGGUGUUGUUGAUGGGGAUCCAAUAAAGAGGCCUUGCAACAUAUUCUCGCGGAUGCUUCAGAUCUCUCCGAGUGCAAAGGUCCCUGUGACGGCAUGUGACUCGCCGUUGCUGGGUGCAGCAACAGCAGUGUCGUCUCCACGGGGAAUUAGUAAGGCGGUGUCUGGUUCGAUAUCUGGUGCCAUGGUUGGAAGCGACAUGAUUAUUAAUGGGAACAGCUCAUCAGGAAAAGGUUGCUUGCUCGAGAACGCCGGGGUGCAGAUCUCAUCUCCACGGAAUCCGGGCAUCAAGCGAAGGAAGAGCCAGGCAAAGAAGGUUGUGUGCAUUCCGGCGCCUGCGGCGGCAAACAGCAGGCCAACUGGAGAAGUAGUUCCAUCUGAUCUGUGGGCAUGGAGAAAGUACGGUCAGAAACCCAUCAAAGGUUCACCUUAUCCAAGGGGUUACUAUCGAUGCAGCAGCUCAAAGGGUUGCUCAGCAAGGAAACAAGUAGAGCGUAGCCGGACUGAUCCAAACAUGUUGGUCAUCACUUACACUUCUGAACACAACCAUGCCUGGCCAACUCAGAGAAAUGCUCUAGCUGGCUCAACGAGAUCCCAGCCAUCCAAAAACGGUGCCGGUUCGAAGACCUCUUCCAAUAGUUCUCAUCAGCCUCAUCAGAAGCCAGCAAGCCCUACAAAGGAAGAACAAAAUGAGACCAUGAAUGAUAAUAAUCAUGUGUCUCCAGUUAUCACUGCUGGGAGUGCUUCAACAGUGAAAGAAGAAUUUGAGGACAUUGAGAAGCAAUUGAAGCUUGAUCAUCAUCAAUUCAACGGUGAUCAUCAAGCAGGGUUUCCGUAUAGACCAUCAAUGCCUGAUGAUCAGUCCAACCAGUCUCAUCACAAUGAGGACUUCUUUGCUGAUUUAGGAGAAAUUGAGGCUGAUCCACUAAAUCUCUUGUUUUCACAAUGUUUCACAGCAGAUGAGCAGCAAAAGGGAAGCAAGGCUGCAGCCUUGGAUCCAUUCAAUCUCUUUGAUUGGUCUGGGGAUCAAAACACCAACAACAACAACAACAACAACGCCACCUCAUUUGGUGAAGCAGCUAAGAGGCGCUUAUAACAAGACCAAGAUCACCACCUUGAAAAGAUAUUAUCAACAACAACAACAAACAAACAAACCUCCCCUACAAAAACAAGAGUUAAGAGAGUAUACUCUUUUUAAGUUAGUUUUUUCUUUUCUUUUUUGGUGGUGCAGUUUUAAUAACCUUGUCUUUCUGGUUUGAAUUAAAUUUUACAUGUGGGGGUGGGGGGAGAUGACUACUUUUCUAUUUUUUAACCU